Adelges cooleyi (spruce gall adelgid) is the source of this 2759-nucleotide messenger RNA. RefSeq names its product transcription factor 25 (gene Nulp1). The record is from RefSeq and is a predicted model, not a curated record. Lineage: Eukaryota; Metazoa; Arthropoda; Insecta; Hemiptera; Adelgidae. The coding region runs from base 269 to 2281 and encodes 670 amino acids. Gene Ontology annotation, cellular component: RQC complex. The transcript is spliced from 10 exons.
CCCUUCAUCCCUUAUAACUUGUGGUUGUGACGUCUAUAUAAUAUUAUAUUAUUGUUGUAAUAUUGUUAUCAAUUAAUUUAAUUCAAUUUAUAUUUUAAUCGAGUUUAGUUAAUAAAGAUUAAUAAAGAUAAUUCAAUUAUAACAUUUGUCAUAUAUCAGUUAAGACAAUAAUUUUCGGAUACGUCUGUUUCGUAGUAUUCCUUCAAAAAUGUCAAACAAUUUUGUUUCCGUUUAAUAUUUUUAAAAAAAUACCUACGUCAAAUCCAUCAUGUCGACUAGAGUGUUACGUAAAAUGGGUCUGCAGGAAGAAAGAGACCUGCCACCCGUCAAAGACGAAGCGAGCGAUGACACCGAGACGAGUUCAGGUGGUGUAAACAAAAAAAGACACUUGAACAUGUACGAUUUGCUGAAUAUCGGUUCAAUGUCUGAAUCUGAAGUAAAAGAGGAUGAUGAUCAUGAGACUACUGGCUCAUUAAAUAAAAAAGAUGAGCAUUUAUCUUGUGACAAAGAGAAUAUCAGAAGAAAAAAAAAGAAAAAGAGGAAGAAGUCUGGUAAAGUAUUGUCAUCCCAUACUCGCAGUAGUGAAGAUAAUGUCGAUGAUGAAGUAGAGAGAAGCGUACGAGAAGUAAAUAAAAUCUUAGGAGAAGUGCCUGAUAAAGGAGAAGAAGAUUAUGAUGAUGCAACUUCAUCUCAAAAUCGGGAAUGUAUUUACUUCAAGAACAUAUUGUCUGUACAGCACCGAAACCUUAAUCCCAACAAUGAACUUCGUAAAAUGUUUGGACGAGUUGUUCAUCAGGCUGAACUUAGUAAACGUAAGUUCCGAGGAAGAAAUCAUUUGAAGACAACGUGGCUCGUAACACCUAAAGAUAACUGGCCACCUAUUGGGAAAUCGGGAUCUACGAUGAAGUACAUAGAAACUAAAAAUGGUAUAAUGUACUUCGCAUUUGAACACAGUUCAGAAUAUCAACAAGUCCAGAUGCAACUCUACGAUGCUGUUUCACUCAUGUCACAAGGCAAUUUGGUGAAUAUUAUCAAUAAUCACCCGUACCACGUCGAUGUACUACUGCAAAUGACAGAGUGGGCACGCUUGAGUGAAGAUCUGCCUGUAGCUGCUGAACUCACAGAACAAGCAUUGUAUUCUUUGGAAAAUUCGUUUCACCCUAUGUUCAGUUUGUCAAAUGGCAAAUGUCGCUUAGACUACCGUUUACAUGAAAAUAGGGCAUUGUUCUUGACAUUGUAUCGACAUUUAACGUUUGUGGGACUACGAGCCUGCUAUCGUACGGCACUUGAGUUUUGCAAACUUCUUCUGUCGUUGUCACCAAUGGACGAUCCACUGGCUAUUGUACUGUGUAUAGACUUUUACGCUCUCCGUUCAUGUGAAUAUACAUGGUUCAUUCAUUUUGUUAACGCCUUUGACUCCGCUCGUAACCUCACUCAGCUCCCUAACAUAAAAUUCUCAUUGGCGGUUGCUAAAUGGCAAAAAGGUGACGUUGAAGCCGCUCACACAUUACUGCAAGAAUCAUUAAUCAUGUUCCCCGGUGUUUUAUUACCUCUGCUGGAUAAGUGUUCAAUUCAGCCCGAUAAAAGAGUCACCAGUCACUCGUUUUUCACUAGUUACGCCACUGAAACGCAACCAAAAGCGUUAUCUUACCUAAUAUCUAUGUACGUAACGAGGAGUUAUCACGUGUGGAAAGAAGUUCAGUUAUUGCCGUGGCUCGAACGCAAUGUACAAAUUGUAUUGGACCGAGUGGAUGCUAAAGAUCCAAUGAUAAAAAAUAUGGAAAACUUACGUGCUACUCUAUUUAGUGCUAAAACUCCUUUGAACAUUCAUAGACACCUGCUGCUAUCAGACAUGAGUGAUACAAUUGCUCCACCAGCCGAGGCUGUCACAAGUCCAAUAUUGAUUAUGGACCCGUUUCCACCACCGGAUGGUACAUCAUUUUAUAGCUCUAGAUCGUCACAAAACAAUACCAACCGAUCAUCUAUGCAGAACCAGUCACUGUUUUCAACAUUCUUUCGUUCUUUAAAUCCAGUAUUUCAAGCGCUGUCGGACGACAAUGCUAUUGAAGAAGAAGAAACGGUAGCCGAAGCAGAAACUGUUGCUGCGAGGCCUGUAAUAACAAUGGUAGGCGAGCAAAUCGAUGAAAUGAGAAGUGAUCUGAGGCAAAGUGUCAAUUCGCUGUUAGACGCAAUGAGAGACUUAUUGUCUAGUGUACACGCGCCCACUGUACCAGCUGAUGGUGACAUAGAUGACGAUUCUGAACUAACCGAUACUGCUUAACAAUUUAUAUUAAACAGUAUUCAGAUAGUUUCACUGUGGAAUCAAUAGUUUUGUUCUCUUUUAUUUUCUGUUAAAAUAUUAUUCAUAGAAGACUGGAUUGUGGAUUUUGCUGAUUAUAAAAAUUGUAUUAUAUAUUACAUUCAAUUUUAUGUAAAAAAAAAUUAUUAAGAUAAAAAUCAUUAAUGUGUGUAUCGAUUACAUUAAAUAAUAUAUUGUAUUUAUCAUAUUAAUCUCGAUGAUAUCUAAAUUAAAUGUUGCUUAUAUUAUAACUCAUUUAUAAUUAUGACACUGUAAUUAAAUUCUACUAUAUUUAAUAGAUUUUUCAUGUUACAGACUAUUUUUUAAAUAUUUUGGUUCUUUCUAGUUUAGCUGUAUUUGUAUAUUUUGCAAUAAGCAAAAGUGAUCACUAUAACUAUAGCGUAAAAAAUUUAAUUUAAGGUAUACCAUAUAGGAAGACAAACACACCCCUUCUCUUUUU